This is a messenger RNA of Aspergillus glaucus CBS 516.65, 798 nucleotides long. RefSeq names its product ankyrin repeat domain-containing protein. Gene Ontology annotation, molecular function: protein binding. Bases 31 to 798 code for a protein of 255 amino acids. Gene Ontology annotation, biological process: regulation of barbed-end actin filament capping. Lineage: Eukaryota; Fungi; Ascomycota; Eurotiomycetes; Eurotiales; Aspergillaceae. The transcript is spliced from 2 exons. The record is from RefSeq and is a predicted model, not a curated record. Gene Ontology annotation, cellular component: nucleus; cytoplasm.
GGCCAUACCCCUUUGCAUCACGGAUAUAGUAUGCUGGGGCUUGAAGAUAUAGCUCAGCUCUUAUUAGCUAAAGGAGCCAAUGUCAACGCAAAAGCUGGCAAGGGCGCAACAGCUCUGCAUACUGCAGCUGGAUUAGGGAAAAGUGCGAUGGUACAACUGCUUCUCAAGAAUGGCACAGAGGUAGAGCUAAAGAGCAACAAUGGUGAAACGACUCUGCAGAAAGCAGCAAUGAAUGAGAGUGAGGAGGUCGUGAAGGUCAUCCUAAAGCACCAGGGCUUAGAUUCUGAUGCUGAGAAGUGGCUUCGACAAGUACAAUUCUACAAUGCAGUUUGUGAAGGUGAAGAAACCACUGUUCGACUACUGCUGGAGAAGGGGGUCGACAUGACGGUGAAAAAUGUCCGGGGAGAGCAUCCAAUCCACUGGGCUACGUCCUGUGGUCACAAGGAGAUUGUAUCUCUACUUCUACAGAAAGGAGCAGAUAUCGAUGAGAGGGAUAAAUUUGAAGAGACGGCGCUGCUUUUGGCUUGUAAGGAGAGAGAUAAGGAAAUAGUGCCUUUUCUGCUGGAUAACGGGGCAGAUAUAAACGUUAUACAGGGGCGAGAUGGAGAUAAAUGCACGGUACUUUCUUGGGCGACUGCUUGGGGAGAGCCGCAACUGGUGGAACUGCUGUUGAAGCGAGGAGCGAAUCCGAAAAGUGUGGAUGUUGAUUCGCUGAAGCGGCGCAAAUACGCUAUUCCAGAAGACUUUGAGAGGGCAUUGAAAAUGGUUCGUUCUCACUUGGAAGGAAUCGCCCUAUGA